GUGCCUGUUUGCUUGGUGCCGCUCUCCUGAUAAAUCACAACCAAGCUUCCCGAGGAAGAGGAAGGAUGGACGGCACUGCUCUCCCUGUCAGUACACCCGCAGCUGCCAAGCUAGUUAAGAGAAAUUUCCUGGAGGCUCUCAAGUCAAAUGACUUCGGAAAAUUGAAGGCCAUUUUAAUCCAAAGGCAAAUAGAUGUGGACACAGUUUUUGAAGUUGAAGAUCAGAAUAUGGUUUUGGCAUCUUAUAAACAAGGUUAUUGGUUGCCUAGUUAUAAGUUAAAGUCUUCUUGGGCAACAGGCCUGCAUCUCUCUGUCUUGUUUGGUCACGUGGAAUGUCUUUUGGUGCUACUGGACCACAAUGCUACAAUCAACUGUAGACCCAAUGGGAAAACUCCUCUUCAUGUGGCUUGUGAAAUGGCCAACUUGGAUUGUGUUAAGAUCCUUUGUGACCAUGGAGCCAAGCUCAAUAGCUACUCCUUAAGUGGACACACAGCUUUACACUUUUGUACAACUCCAAGCUCCAUUCUCUGUGCCAAGCAAUUGGUUUGGAGAGGGGCGAACGUGAACAUGAAGACCAACAACCAGGAUGAAGAGACCCCCUUGCACACAGCUGCCCACUUCGGCCUCUCGGAGCUGGUGGCCUUCUACGUGGAGCAUGGGGCCGUAGUGGACAGUGUGAACGCCCACAUGGAGACGCCCCUGGCUGUCGCCACCUACUGGGCCCUCCGCUUUAAAGAGCAGGAGUACAGCAGGGAGCAUCACCUCGUCUGCCGCAUGCUGCUCGACUACCAUGCCGAGGUCAACGCCAGGGAUGAUGACUUCAAAUCUCCGCUCCACAAGGCAGCCUGGAACUGUGACCACGUGCUCAUGCACAUGAUGCUGGAAGCGGGCGCUGAGGCCAACCUCAUGGACAUCAAUGGCUGUGCGGCCAUCCAGUACGUGCUGAAGGUCACUUCCGUGCGGCCUGCCGCCCAGCCUGAGAUCUGCUACCAGCUACUACUGAACCAUGGGGCUGCUCGAAUAUACCCUCCACAGUUCCAUAAGGUGAUCCAGGCUUGCCAUUCCUGUCCCAAAGCGAUCGAAGUUGUAGUCAAUGCCUACGAACACAUCAAGUGGAAUGUGAAGUGGAAACGGGCUAUCCCUGAUGAUGACUUGGAGAGACACUGGGACUUUUACCACUCUCUCUUCACUGUGUGCAGUAACUCUCCAAGGACUCUCAUGCAUUUAUCGAGAUGCGCCAUCCGAAGAACGUUACACAACAGAUGUCACAGAGUAAUUCCUCUGCUUUCCCUCCCAUUGUCAUUGAAAAAGUACUUGCUUUUAGAGCCAGAGGGAAUCAUUUAUUAAGCCUUAUGAGACAGAGGUUCCCAAUCCCAGAUAUUUAAGUGGACUCGCCAGGUAGACACCGUUUACAUAAAUAAAAUGGUACUUGGGUUGAUUAUAACACUUCAGGGAUUUCAAAACACUUUACAAACACUAUGUCAUGUCAUUGAUCCUAGGGUUUCAUGGUGAGGGGAGAUAACGAAGCAAAGCCAGAAUGUAUCCAGAAGGUACAGACAGAACAAUAAUA
Messenger RNA from Myotis lucifugus (little brown bat), 1569 nucleotides. RefSeq names its product ankyrin repeat and SOCS box containing 4 (gene ASB4). The record is from RefSeq and is a predicted model, not a curated record. The transcript is spliced from 5 exons. Bases 66 to 1346 code for a protein of 426 amino acids. Gene Ontology annotation, biological process: intracellular signal transduction. Lineage: Eukaryota; Metazoa; Chordata; Mammalia; Chiroptera; Vespertilionidae. Gene Ontology annotation, molecular function: protein binding.